GCAGGUUAGGAGGUGUGGGAGCAAAAGUCCACGAUCUGAGAAGAGAUCAAUGGCAAACAGUACUGUUUACCACCUGGCGUCCUUCCUCCUCGGCGCGGCUCUGCCCACAGCGUUCCUCUUCUUCCUGGCGUCCGACCGCCUCGGCCAGGGCUUGUCCAGCAUCUCCCUGAGCUGGAGGACGAGCAGUGGAACCCGGCAGCCAGCUGAUGGCCCACUGGCUCAGGAGGCUCGUGAUCAAGAGGUCGUCGGGUUCGCGGGCCUAGCUGAGUUGCUCCCGAGAGUGGCCAUGGAGGACAGGACGGUGAUCCUCACGCUGGCGAACGAGGCAUGGACGCAGCCCGGUUCAUUGCUCGACAUCUACCGCGAGAGCUUCAGGAACGGCGAGGACACGGAGCGCUUCCUCAACCACGUCCUCGUCAUCGCCGUCGAUGCCGGCGGGUUCGACCGGUGCAAGGCCGUGCACCCUCACUGCUACCACCUGGAGGUGGUGAGGUCGACCAACCUGAGCUCGGCCAGCAAGUUUAUGACCAAGGAGUUCGUGGAUCUGGUGUGGCUCAAGCUCUCUUUCCAGCAGCGCAUCCUGGAGCUCGGCUACAACUUCCUCUUCACGGACGCCGAUAUCAUAUGGUUUCGCAAUCCGUUCCGGCACUUCUCCGUGUACGCCGACAUGAGCUUGUCCACCGACUACUUCAGGGAUACAUUUGAUCCCCUGAACAACGAGCUCAACACCGGGCUCUACUACAUGAAGUCGACGAACCGGAGCAUCGAGAUGAUCAGGUAUUGGCGGGCGGCGAGGGUGAGGUUUCCCGACGGCCACGAUCAGGAUGUGUUCAACAAGAUCAAGCACGAGCUCGUCAGCAAGCUCCAGGGCAGGAUCGAGGGGCUCGAGACGGCCUACUUCAGCGGGUUCUGCGAGUUACACGACGACCUGAACAGGGUCUGCACCAUGCACGCCAACUGUUGCAUCGGGCUGGCAAACAAGGUGCUCGACCUCAAGGAUAAAGCCGCGGAUUGGAGGAAUUACACGGCCCUGGCGCCGGAGGAGAGGAAGAAAGCAGGGGGUUUCAACAAGUGGACGCCCCCGGCUAGGUGCUGGAAGACAAUCGGUUGGAGAGUGUAAAUUGUCGUCGACGAGUCUCAUUAGAUUAGCACAACUAGCUGUGCUGUUCUGUGAAUACACAUGUUCCAAAUGUUGAUGUCUGAACACUGCGAACAAAUCAAUGUAGUUUUUUCAAAAU
Setaria italica (foxtail millet) is the source of this 1238-nucleotide messenger RNA. RefSeq lists its product as uncharacterized. Lineage: Eukaryota; Viridiplantae; Streptophyta; Magnoliopsida; Poales; Poaceae. The record is from RefSeq and is a predicted model, not a curated record. The transcript is spliced from 3 exons. The coding region runs from base 50 to 1120 and encodes 356 amino acids.